Molecule: messenger RNA, 5222 nt
Organism: Myxocyprinus asiaticus (Chinese sucker)
Lineage: Eukaryota; Metazoa; Chordata; Actinopteri; Cypriniformes; Catostomidae
Product: PDZ and LIM domain protein 4-like
Exons: 7
Coding region: 37-1080 (347 amino acids)
Biological process (GO): actin cytoskeleton organization; muscle structure development; heart development
Cellular component (GO): adherens junction; Z disc; filamentous actin
Molecular function (GO): muscle alpha-actinin binding; actin binding
Source: RefSeq, a predicted model, not a curated record
GCUGCUGUGUCUCAGUUGGAUACCGUUGAAUCGACUAUGUCUCACACUGUGACUCUCAGCGGUCCUUCGCCGUGGGGUUUUCGGCUGGUGGGUGGACGGGACUUCAGCUCACCACUCACCAUCUCCAGAAUAACACCUGCGAGUAAAGCAUCACUGAGCGACCUGUGCCCGGGAGACACCAUCCUGACCAUCAAUGGAGACAGCACAGAGAGCAUGACACACAUGGAGGCCCAGAACCGCAUCAAAGCCUGCACAGAUCAGCUUGUGCUGGUUAUCAGCAGAUCUGGAAGAGUUUGGUCUCCAACUGGAAUAGAAGAAAACAAGAGCAGUUCAUACAGUGGCACACUGGAGGCUGAAUCACAGAUCUUCCGACCAAUCAGCAGUGGCUAUAGCCCCUUUCCCAAGAGCCCCUCCCCCAAGAGUCCCAUUACCUGCGGCGUGCCCUACAAUAAUGGAAACUCAAGACCUGUGUACAACAAUCCAGCUGGGCUAUAUUCACACAACAAUGGCAACGGUGCCCUACCAAAGCAGAUGGCAUGCCUCAGUCUGUGCUCUCCAAAUAGCCCUGAACCGCCAGUGAAUUCAUCAGGCAGUCGCAACGGGUUCGACACACAGUCAGAUGUGUACAGGAUGCUUCAGGACAAUGAGGAACCGGUGUCAGCUCCCAAACAAUCUGGCUCCUUUAAAUACCUGCAAGGAAUCCUGGAAGCCGAGGAUGGAGGGAUUUCUCCAGUAGAAAGACACUCAGUAAGAGGCUUGCGUUCUCCAGUCAAAUCUCCAGGGCCAAAACAGGGCAGCCCCAUCAGCGCUCCUCUCACGCCCAUCCCUGGACUACAGAAGCUGCCCCAGUGCACGCGCUGUGCCAAUGGCAUUGUGGGAACCAUCGUGAAGGCCAGAGACAAGCUCUAUCAUCCUGAUUGUUUCAUGUGUGAUGACUGUGGGCUCAAUCUAAAGCAAAGAGGGUAUUUCUUCAUUGAUGACAAUCUGUAUUGUGAGACCCACGCCAAGGCGCGCGUGCAGCCUCCUGAGGGUUAUGAUGUGGUGGCCGUGUACCCUAACUCCAAAGUGGAACUGGUGUGAACAUAUACCUUAACAUAUAACACAAACACACUCACAAGCUCUUGGGCAAGGAUUCGACAUGACCAACCCAGUCCUGCAAUCCAGAAAGUUGAGACCGCUCAAGUUCAUGUUCUGUUUUUUUUAACCUGCUGUGUUGUCACUGAACUCAAAAGAAGAGCUGUUUUCUAGGCCAGCAGCACUUUUUCCAAUGUUAGAAAGCCAACCACAUUCUUGCAGAGCGAUUCUGCUGUUGUUUUAAGGAGGAAAAAUGGAAACGUAAGGUAACUAAACCACGACCCAGAUACUUUGAUGAACAUCUGUUCACCUAAAUUCCAGUGGCACUCCAGAGAUUUGUUGUUCUGAAAGAUGUGAUGGACUGAUGUGUUCAAAAAGGCCAUGAAAAUGCCUCAAGCCAUAUGGAAAAUGGAAAUGGAAUUCAUUUAUUCAGAAAGUUUGGGACAUUGUGUUUAUUCUUUGGCUAAGAAGUGUAUUAUUUCGUUAGCAUUGGUUACCAAAUCCAACUUCAUCUUUCCUGUAAACUUUAGUAAGAGACAGUAGAAAUGGAAAACUUUCUAAGUUUGUGUGUUUGCUAGAUCAAUUGGUUGGCUUUAAGCAGAUUUAAAAACAAAACAUACUCUAUGCAAGUAUGUGAGUGCAAACUCUAGCUACGCAAGCUCAAUUUCAAGUGUCAUUGUGUUAAGAAAUGUAACACAACUAUGAGUUGCAUUCUCGGAAGUACAUAAAUGCAACUGCUUCUAGUACAAUGUUGGGUGUAAUCUAAUUACAACAUAAUUAGUUACUGUACUCUAAUUACUUUUUAGUCAAAAGUAGUGUAACAUGACAUUUUAAAAUCUAGUAAUCAGAUUACAGUUACUUUCAAUUAAGUGAAUUACUAGUAAAGUAAAUAAAGUAAUUAGUAAUAUGAUUACUUUUUUAUUAAGUAACCAGUAUAGUAAUCUCAUUACAAUAUUUAUAGAGGUUAUUUGUAGUGUAUUAUUUUUGAGUAACUUGGCGCUGUUCUGUUUCAUGUAUCAUGUUCUGGAAUGCAUCAUAAUCGAACGCAACUAAACAUUGCAUUCCCAGAAGGACAUGAAUGCAAACUCUUCUAACAGCACAAGCUUGAUUUCAUAUGUUGUUGCAUUCUGCACAUUCCACCUUUUAUAAUGUAUUUUCUUCUUUCCUUUAGUUAGUAAAUACUCUAGCACACACUCAUCUGUCAACAUGUUCAUAGCUAGCUACAUGAAAAAUAACACAUUGUGUUUAAUGGCCUAGACCAGGGGUCGGCAACUUAUGGUGUGCGUGCCAGCAUUGGCACGCGGAGGGGUAAUCACUGGCACGCCAGCAACUGCAAGAGAGGAGUAGACUAUUUUAUUUAUAUAUUUUCCGCUCCUGCAUUCCAAUCUACAUCUUGAUGUAAUCCUUCCUCAUGAUCACGCAGCGUGUUUUCAUCAGCUGAAUGAGAGACUAUACACUAUUAAUGUGUGACGAGACUCUCGCUGCGCAUGCAAGCCAUUUGUGCAUCACAAGCCGGCAGCGCUUCACGUUCGGUUAAUUGCACGAGUAAACGCGCCCACUUUGCUUCGUCAGGUUGCACGGAUGGCAGCCUACAUUCCGUGUUUCAUUUGUUUCUUUUUGCUUUCAGAACAACACGUGAUGUAAUAAGGAAAACACCACUAUUAAUCCUUGAGAUUUCCAACCCAGCAUACAGGUACACCCUCCUUAAACCAUAGUCACACUCAAAAUUACAUUAAACGAUUAGAGAAAACAUAAACCCACAUCGUGCGGUUCAAAUGUUUAUUCAAAAUAUAAAUUAAACCUGGAAAUAAAGUUUUAGGAUUUUGCAGAUGUGAUUCACCAAAAAGGGCUAAAUAGUUGAUCGGCUUGUGAUGCGCGAAUGGCAGCGAGAGUCUCCUCACACUUUAGCCUCCCAUUCAGCUGAUGAAAACACGCUGCGUGAUCAUGAGGAAGGAUUACAUCAAGAUGUAGAUUGGAAUGCAGGUGUGAAAAACUUCUUAUAAAUAAAACAGUCUGCUCCUCUCUCACUGUUGCUUGCAUACUACAAGAUUACAUGAUUACAAUGACAUAAUAUAAGAAAUAUUUAAGAUUCCACACAAUUUCGUGAUCAGUAAUCAAAUAAGCAAAUUUGUGACAUUAACUGUAAUUCAUUUUGUACAAAAGGACAGGUUUUCUUUCAUUAAAGCACUUAAGAUGCUCUGUGAAAAUUCACAUGCAGGAUCAUGAUUAUAUCAUAAUCAUCGGGUUUUGCACAAAUUUUUCACUCAAACUGUUAUGCUGAUAAUAUCACUUGUAAUGAAAUAUAAACAAUGAAAUUAGAAAAAUGUAAAAUAGAAACAUUUUCACAAGUGGACACAUAAAUGACCUUUUUUUUUCUUUUUCGGCACAGCCAUUGAUUGACCAGGAAAAUAACAAUUGGCACUCCAAGUCAAAAAGGCUGCCGACCCCUGGCCUAGACAUUUGAAGUGAACUUUAUCGCCCCCUUGAGUUUUGAUGUUCGUUACCACCACAGUAAGACAAGAAUGCUUGUUAUAUGCAAUAGGACCAUGUGCUUACAAUGCAUUGACUAAGCAGUUGCAUCUAUGUUUGCACACUUGCCUAGAGUAUGUUUCUAACCUUUUUAACAAAUGUAAACGAUUUUUUUUUUGGUUUUUUUUUUGGUUUAGAUGGCUACUUUGUUUUAUCAACAAAACAGAUAAAAAAACAGAUGAAAGAUUACUUAUGUAGGGAUGAUUUUUUUUGUUUGUUUGUUUGUUUUUGGCUUUUCUUUACCACAGAGACUGCAGAGAUUUGUUGAUGCUUUUGUACAUUCUGUAAAAAAUAACAAAUGUUAGUUUUUCUAGUUUCUUUUGAAUUACAUAAACGUGUGCCUUUUUUUUAAAACUCAUAACACAUUAUAUCACUGCCUCCUUGUACUAAGAGACAUUUGUAAAUAAUUUGGAUUCUAACAGAUUGUUAAUCUUUUAAAUGACAAGGAACUAAAAAGAAAUAUUCACCGUCAAAGCUCUGUGAAACACAAAAAGAUAGGUUUUCAUUUUCAUCAUCUUUUCCAUAUAACAAAAGUGAUCGGUGACGGAUGCUGUCGAGCUACAAAAAUGUGAAAAAAUAAAUAAAUAAAAUAUAAUAAAAGUAAAUCAUAUAACCAGACUCAAAAUCUAAUCAUUAUUCUCUGAGAAUCUUCCCUUGCCCUUUCAAAUCUUAUUAUUGUUUGUGCCCAUUCAAAUAUGGUUCAUCAAGACACAGACUGCUCUUACAGUGAAAUCGGAAACAGUAGGUUGACUUUUGUUAAGCUGAAAUCGGUCUGUGUUUACCAAAAUUUGAGACACUUCCCCCAGUGGCCAAAGCAGUAAGUGUUGUUGGGCAUAUGUGUGAGCUCCAUUUUCCAUGUAUAAUGUCCACAGAGGGGUGCCGAAAGCGAGUUGUGAAGUGAGUUGUUUUCAGCUGUACAGGCUGUGACAGAGUGAAGAGGAAUGCAUAUUUUAUAAACUGAACACCCAAACUCCAAACCUAAACCUAACCAUCAGUGGAGGAAAAAUUUUAUAUUAGAGGGGAAAAUGCAACUUCUUAAUCAUGCUUGUUGCUGAAUAUGAGAACGUGAUUACUUCCUGGUUAUGCAGGAUCUGAACCUGGGUUUCCAACGCUCCUGACACAAAGCAUUUCUAGUCACACCACUGGAGAAAUUAAACACACUGGAGCCGAUGCAAAAAUGUCUGAUGGAAGAUGGCGCUUGUCAAUAAGUCGGCACAAUGUGGCCAGUCCAACAUGCCGACUUUCCAUGUGAUCAAGCUGGUUAAUGCCAUUGACAUGACUGACAAUAAACAUAAUUGAUUUUUGAGUGUCUUGUGUCCAAUAAUCAGUAAGUGAUAACUUCAAUUUAAAUCUGUUCAUCACAAAAAGCUUUUGUAUGGCAUCAGAAGACUUGCAAAUAAUAGGCAUAUGGGCUACUUUUAUGUUUUGUUUUGUUUUUGAGCUUGACAGCCAUUGUCACUAUGAACUGUCAUAAUAAGGAAAAGAGAGAAAAAAACCUCCUUUUGUGUUUCACGGAUGAAAAAAAGGCAUAUGGAUUUUUUUAGUGACAUGACAGUGAGUAAGUGAUGAGAGAAUUUUCAUUUUUUGGUGAACUAUACCUAUAAAACCUUUUACUUUCA